GUGGAAGAGGAGGAGGAUGAGGUGCAGGAUCAGGAGCAAGCGGGGCAGGCGAAGCAAGGGGAGCAGCACCAGACGGCAGCAAUCUGCUGCGGCGGGGUGUUGCUGCCGUGGCGCAAGGCAGCGCUGUUCGUUGACAACGCGGGACCGGAUGUGGUGCUGGGUAUGCUGCCGCUGGCGAGGGUGCUGCUGGGGGCGGGGGUGCAGGUGGUGCUCCUCGCCAACCGCGGCCUCACCCUCAACGACAUAACCGCAUCAGAGCUGUCAGAGCUGCUCCAGCGGGCCGCGCAGAGCGACCCACGGGACAUGCUGGCGCCUGCACUGACCCGUGGGUCGCUGCGGGUCGUCAGCUCCGGCAGCGACAUGCCCGUCAUCGAUCUCACGCAGUUAUCCCAGGAGGCGGUUGACGCCACGGCUGACUGCGACCUGGUCAUCCUGGAGGGCAUGGGUCGCGCCAUCGAGACCAACCUGCACGCCGCCUUCACCUGCGACUCACUGAAGCUGGGCCUCAUCAAGCACCCCGAGGUGGCGGCGCUGCUGGGGGGCAGGAUGUACGACUGCGUGUGCAAGUACGACCGAGGGGUGGUAUGGUAGGGG
This is a messenger RNA of Astrephomene gubernaculifera, 594 nucleotides long. NCBI's taxonomy places the organism in Eukaryota, Viridiplantae, Chlorophyta, Chlorophyceae, Chlamydomonadales, Astrephomenaceae. The record is from the annotation of a GenBank genome assembly.